Molecule: messenger RNA, 2842 nt
Organism: Seriola aureovittata
Lineage: Eukaryota; Metazoa; Chordata; Actinopteri; Carangiformes; Carangidae
Product: arfaptin-2-like
Exons: 10
Coding region: 321-1493 (390 amino acids)
Biological process (GO): intracellular protein transport; regulation of Arp2/3 complex-mediated actin nucleation
Cellular component (GO): trans-Golgi network membrane
Molecular function (GO): protein domain specific binding; phospholipid binding
Source: RefSeq, a predicted model, not a curated record
CUACUAAAGCUGUUAGCUGGCUGGAUGCAGGGAUUUUCUGGCUGAAUUAAAUGGAAGCAGGCGGAUAACGUGAACGUUGCGGGACAAAUAAUCAUGGAUGUAGCAUUCACUGAUAAUUAAAGACAACGGUGCUUUCCCGUUGAAAUUAUCUCACAUUCCAAAUCUGUUGUCUGUGCAAACAACGGCGUGUCUCUCCCUCGGACGGCUGGACGUGGCUCCAAUACCAGGUCGCUACAGUGGUGAGGAAGCUAGCUGUCAAGUAGUAGCCACAUCAGCACCGCUCAUAUUAGCCAGCCACGAUAGCAUCAAUAGAUUUCAUUAUGGCAGACAGUAUCAUGAGCAAGGCUGCUACCAUGGAGAUCCCCAUUAACAGCAAUGGAGACACAGGGACACUGACAGAGGAUGACAGCCUGGAGCAGGAUUUGCAGCAGGUGAUGGUGUCGGGACCCAAUCUGAAUGAAACCAGCAUUGUCUCAGGAGGAUAUGGAGGGCCUGCAGGGGGCAUCAUUCCAACCAGCACCAUCAAAGGGCCUGCAAUUCGCUUCAACCCUGAGUAUCUGGACAGAAGAAGAGCCCCUGCACCAGGACCAGACAUUCGCAUGAAAUCCCGGGGUGUUAGCUUGCCUAAAAGCCAAUCUGCAGCCAGUCGCCUUGCCCAACACACAGACCAGCAUCCAGGGUCAUCAAACCAUAACGCUAGUAAUUCAACUGAAGAAGUUACUCGUGGCGUGGCAGUGGAGAAAUUAGACAGUGUCAAGAAAUGGGGAAUAAACACAUACAAGUGCACCAAACAGAUGUUUUCUGAGCGGUUUGGCCGAGGCUCACGAACAGUAGACCUGGAACUGGAGGCUCAGAUUGACGUGUUAAGAGAGACCAAGAACAAGUAUGAAAACAUCCUAAGACUGGCCACUGCACUCAUCAAUCAUUUUCAAUGCAUGGUGCAGACGCAACAGGCUUUAGGAGACACCUUCACCGACCUCAGUCAGAAGUCUCCAGAGUUGCAGGAUGAAUUUGGUUACAAUGCAGAAACACAGAAGCUGUUGUGUAAGAAUGGCGAGGCUCUGCUCGGUGCCAUCAGCUUCUUUGUCUCCAGUAUCAACACCCUGGUCAACAAAACAAUGGAGGAUACUUUGAUGACCAUUAAGCAGUAUGAAAAUGCAAGACUUGAGUUUGAUGCCUACCGCUCUGAUCUGGAGGAGAUGAGUUUGGGCCCCAGGGAUGCAGCUGCCAUGGUCCGCAUCGAGAUGGCUCAGCAAGAGUACCAGAUCCACAGAGACAAAUAUGAAAGACUGCGCAGUGAUGUCACCAUCAAGCUCAAAUUCCUGGAGGAAAACAAGGUGAAGGUGAUGCACAAGCAGCUGCUUCUCUUCCACAAUGCUAUCUCAGCUUACUUUGCUGGCAACCAGCAGCAGUUGGAACAAACUCUAAUACAGUUCAAUGUAAAGUUAAAGCCCCCAGGAUCAGACAAGCCGUCCUGGCUGGAGGAGCAGUAAAGAUCGCUCAGGGUUCAGCUGUUUGAGAUGUACAGUGACGAGCUGGUCAGUGAAGAACAUGACAUUAGGGUUAGAUGGACAAGAGUCAAAUGUACAAAGGAGUAUAUUGUAGGAUCAGUCGAGUGAUAAGGAAAAACAUGAGAGAUCGGUUUUGCAAUGUUUUUCUGUAUCACUUAUUUUACAUAGGUGGAACAAUGGUUUCAGUUGUAUUUAGAAUUUUUUUGUUAAGCCACAAAAUGACCUUUUGUUACUUUGUUAUUCCUUAGGUAGCACAAUCAUUUACAUGUAUAUCACUUCUUAUUUAUGUACACUAUAGUAUGUACUACUAUUGUGGAGAUACCCCCUGGCAGUUUUGCACAUGCAUUAUUUUAUUGUUUUUUUUAAUGUUGUCUAAAGCGUUAUCAUAAUAUAUAGUAUAUCACAUGGGGGGAAUUCCACAAAACACAUUAGCAAGUAAGUGGAAUAACAUCAAAAACAUUAGGAAAUAUCCUCUCAAAUUGUAUUUAUUUUUCAUGAGUAUGCAUGACUGCACCAUAUUCAAGUCAUCAGGAUAUAACACAGUUUUUAAAGUUAUCCCACUAUGUUUCUAAUGGCGCUUUGUGGAAUACCUGCCUGAAUGAUCAGUUUACAGUUUACAUGCAUAGAAGGGAAAAUAUAUAUAUAUAUAUAUAAUGAAUAUAGUGAUUUUUCUCUAACCUAAUAUACAUUACAUAAUUAAUUGGACCUCCCAAAUUUUUGGUACCUUCAGAUGUGCUUCAAUCCAGCACAGUUACAAGUAUCUGUCUUUUUUACUCCAGUGUUUACUCACGGAAACAAGCCUCAAAAACAGAUGUGUAGAUGUAAUCCAUAGAGUGGAUUCUUCUAUGAUGAAUACAGACAUUUCAGUUAUCAUAAAGAAAUCCAAAUCAAACUGCGACACAUAGCCAGUGUAUGAUUGUGACUGUGUAUCAAUAGGAGGUGACAGUGUUUGAGACUCAUUUUUGAAGUCUCUUGUUUUAAAACACACACGUGAUACCACACGCGCUCUAGGUUACAGUGCAAAUUUCAGUGUCUCUUCAAGGACAGAAUGUAUGCGUACAUUUUUCUUACUUUGGGUUAUUUAUUUACCUGUUAAUCUGUUUGUAACAUAACAUUGUAUGUUACGUAAACUUCUUUUUCAAUCCUAGUCAGCUGAUUGUCUUUGUCUUGUUCUGCAUUUCCAAUAAAGUCUGCUGGAUGUUUUGUUUCACUUAAGUGUGCAAUCGACACAAUUUCAGUUUGAUAAGGGAGGUGUUCACAGAGUAUGUACAGAAAACUCACAAUGUAUGUAAUAUGUAUGUAUAUGACAAUACAGUCUGUUAUAUCUCUAA